This is a messenger RNA of Lachancea fermentati, 327 nucleotides long. The record is from the annotation of a GenBank genome assembly. Lineage: Eukaryota; Fungi; Ascomycota; Saccharomycetes; Saccharomycetales; Saccharomycetaceae.
AUGCCUCCAAAACAACAAUUGUCUAAGGCCGCUAAAGCCGCUGCUGCCCUUGCUGGUGGUAAGAAGUCCAAGAAGAAGUGGUCCAAGAAGUCCCACAAGGACAAGGCCGCUCACGCUGUUGUCUUGGACCAAGAGAAGUACGACAGAAUCAUGAAGGAAGUCCCAACUUACAGAUACGUUUCUGUUUCCGUCCUAGUCGACAGAUUAAAGAUCGGUGGUUCUUUGGCCAGAAUUGCUUUGAGACACUUGGAAAGAGACGGUAUCAUCACCCCUGUCGACAAGCACUCCAAGCAAGCUAUCUACACCAGAGCUACUGCCUCUGAAUAA